Messenger RNA from Caenorhabditis angaria, 6231 nucleotides. NCBI's taxonomy places the organism in Eukaryota, Metazoa, Nematoda, Chromadorea, Rhabditida, Rhabditidae. The record is from the annotation of a GenBank genome assembly.
AUGAUGUUGUUCUUGGAUUCGACCAAAAAUGCAAAAAACUGUGCGCAGGUGGGCGGUUUUAUAGGGCGAGAUUUAUCUUAUCUUUCUCUAGGAGGUGGUGUUAUUAGGUCAAGAUAACACACCGUGUAUUAGUUUUAUUGUUAUUUUUUCGGGAAGAUAAGAAAGUGAUAGUGUAUUUUUGGGUAGGUCAACUUGGAUAACGCAAAAAAAUGUGUUUUUUCGAUUUCCCAGUGGCUUUUGACAGGUUUUCAAACCCAAAUUUUGUGCUGAAAAUGCCUGAAAAUGAGUAUUCCCAUGAUUUUCAGCACAAAAUGUCAGUCUAGAAAGUUGAUUUUCUACAGUAGUCCUAGUUGAUCCAUUUUUUCGGAAUUUUCGGCACAAUUUUCUACAGUAGCUUUUGACAGAUUUCUAGGCUUAAAUUUUGUGCUAAAAAUGUCUGAAAAUUAGUAUUUCCAUGAUUUUCAGCACAAAAUUUCAGUCUAGAAAGUUGAUUUUCCACAGUAGUCCUAGUUGAUCCAUUUUUUCGGAAUUUUCGGCACAAUUUUCUACAGUAGCUUUUGACAGGUUUCUAGACUCAAAUUUUGUGCUGAAAAUCAUGAAAUUGCUGAAAAUGACUGGAAAUCAAUGUUUCCAUGAUUUUCAGCACAAAAUUUCAGUCUAGAAAGUUGAUUUUCUACAGUAGUCCUAGUUGAUCCAUUUUUUCGGAAUUUUCGGCACAAUUUUCUACAGUAGCUUUUGACAGGUUUCUAGACUCAAAUUUUGUGCUGAAAAUCUAAGAAUUGCUGAAAAUAGCUGAAAAUCAGUAUUUCCAUGAUUUUCAGCGCAAAAUUUCAGUCUAGAAAGUUCCUUUUCUACAGUAGUCCUAGUUGAUCCAUUUUUUCGGAAUUUUUGGCACAAUUUUCUACAGUAGCUUUUGACAGGUUUCUAGACCCAAAUAUUGUGCUGAAAAUCUAAGAAUUGCUGAAAAUAGCUGAAAAAAUCCACGUGUCAUGCAAAAAUCCAAAAAACCCUGGGCACAAUUUUUUGUCUCAAAAUUUUCUGAAAAAUCAAAAACGACGCAGGAAUCACAAAAUUAUAUUGAAAAUCCUCGGGAAUUUCGAAAUUUUUGGAAAAUUCUAAUCUGAGCAAUUCCUGGAUCUGCAAAAAAAGAGGGGAAAUGAAAAUCCACGUGAAAAAAAACAAAAACUUACCAAAAAUCCAAAAAUAAUCAUCAGGUACUGUAGAACUACACAAUAUUCCACGUGUUUUUCCGCAAGCGCCUUUGAACUACGGUAGAUCAGAAUACUGUAGAUGUAGAUCAGAAGGAUUGCGGGUACAGUAACCCAGAAUAUCCAGAUUUUCAGCAGGUAGAUCAAAAUUGUGAGAAACCAUAGGAAGAUCACAAUUUUUCGCUGAUCAAAGUUCGAAUUUACGCGGGGGAAAUCGCACGACUAGAGAGUACUGUAGAAGGAUUACUGUAGGAUAUUUGAUGAAGGGUACUGUAUGUUCUCUAAUAAAAUUUAGAAAUCUGAUGAUCACAUAUUGCUCUUGUAAAUCUGGAAAAUGAGACCAGGGAAAUAAAAAUCGCUCAAGACAAUCUCCAAAAAAUCCCAAAACAUAUCCGAAAUUUUCGAGAAUCUUCAAACCCGCAAAAAAUGCGACAAAUAUGAGCAAUGUUUUCUGAAAAUCCCGAAUUCUCACACGAUCCAUCGUGUUUUGAACACUUCGAUUACGGUAGAUUUUCAGGUAGAUCAAAAGAGUACUGUAGAUUAGGCCGGAUAGAAUUAUUUUUGAUUGAAAUAGAGCUGGCAAAUUUAUUAUUUUCAUAAUUUUUUUUUUGAGAAAAAAAUCUGAAUUUCAGAGAAAUAAGAACUUCAGAUAAUUAUAGCCUCGCAAAAUGCCACGUCAUAAUUGAAUCACCGUGUAAUAUUUUCAGCAUGUGCCUUUAAAAAUCGCGUCAGGACCCGGAAGGAGGUGGGAAUCAGAAGAUUGUGGCACAGAAAUUCGGUGAGCAAAUUCUGAAGCCAAAUCGCGUCGAGAAUUGAUUGGAGCUGGAAAAAAGUGAGUUUUGUUGGGGAAAAAUCCACGUGGCAGUUGAUUUUUUAGGAAAAAAUUCAGAUUUUUUGUCUGAAAAAAAUUUUGGCUGAAAUUUUUCGUCUGAAAAUCCACGUGGCAAUUUUGGCUCAAAAAUUGAAUUCAAAAUUUCUGAACAAAAACAUUAGGCUUUGCAGUUUUUCAAAAAAAAAGUUUUGAAAUUUUGAAAAUUUUGAAAAAAAAAUCCACGUGGCAAUUUGAGUUCUGGAAUUUCAGAUUUCAAAUUCCAACAACCAAAAUUUCGGCUGAAAUUUUUUGUCUGAAAAUCCACGUGGCAAUUUUGGCUCAAAAAUUGAAUUCAAAAUUUCUGAACAAAAAAAUUAGGCUUUGCAAUUUUUCCGUAAAAAAAAUUUUGAAAAUUUCGAAAAAAAAAUCCACAUGGCAAUUUGAGUUCUGGAAUUUCAGAUUUCAAAGUCCAACAGCCAAAAUUUUGGCUGAAAUUUUUUGUCUGAAAAUCCACGUGGCAAUUUUGGCUCAAAAAUUGAAUUCAAAAUUUCUGAACAAAAAAAUUAGGCUUGGCAAUUUUUCAAAAAAAAAAUCCACGUGGCAUUUAUUUUGGCGCCAAAAUUUUAAAUUUUAAAUUUUUGAGAAAAAUUUUGUGCGGCGAAAAUUUUGAAUUCAAAAAAAUUGGCGCCUAAGUUCCACGUGACAAUUUUGAAAGCUGAAAAACCAAAAAUUUUUCGCGCCAAAAACUACAGUACCCCCCAAACUCACCAACGCUCCUAACAAAACCACAAAAUACUGUGAAUCGAUCAAUAAUUCCUUGCGCUUCUCCUCAAAAUCCUUUUCACUACGGUAGAUCAAAAUACCGUACCCCAGCGCCAGAAUCAAGCAAGGUACAGUAAUCCAAAUCGUUGCGAGACCCAAAAAUGUCCAGAAAAUCGAUAGAGUCCAAAUUAACAGGGAAUAUUUGAGGUUUUCGAGAUUUUUUCCGAAAAAUCUACAUAAAAUUGCGCGGCCCAAAAAGAGUACGGUAGCUGUGUUGAUCAGGGGUACUGUAGAUAGUCUAGAAAUUUCUGAUAAAACCGGAAUUCCAAAUGCGAAAAAAUUCAAAAUCCCAUUAUUCCAGUCAUAUUUUUUGAAGCAAAUAGAAUUUGAGAAAAAUCAAAAAAAGUCCCAAAACUUCUGAAAAUCCCGAAAAUCACCAGAAUCCCGUUUAAUAUGAGCAAUGUUUUGUGGAUUUUUCGGAUUUUCAGGGGCUUCAAUAUCGAUUUUCUGAGGGUACGGUAGGUGAAUAGGUAGAUCAAAAAUGUGGCGGAUAUUGGAAUCGGUGAAAUUAGGAUGAAAAUUGGGCCGAUGAAAUCCAUAUUGAUUUUUUUGUCAGCGAAAAAUAAAGGGGAAACUUUUUGGUUUGCAAAAAUUUUUAAUUAUAUAUAAUUAAAGGGGAGCGAUUUCUACAGUAAUCUAGAAAUGCCACGUCAUAACUAACUUUUUGUAAAUCUCACGGAAUUUCUGAAGUUUUAAAAUUCUCUUGAAGCCUUCCGAAGCCUUCUGAAGGCUUCAGGAGGCUUCAGAAGGCUUCAGGAGGCUUCCAUAGCCUUUUAAAGCUUUCUAAAGUCCUCUGAAGCCUUCUGAAAGCUUCAGCAGACUUCAGAUGGCUCCAGAAGGCUUCAGGAGGCUUCAGAAGGCUUCUGAAACCUUCUCAAGCCUUCUAAAGCUUUCUGGAGUCUUCUGAAGCCUUCAGAAAGCUUCUCGAUUUUCAGAAAAAAAUUCCUGCAAAAUUUUGAGAUCUGAAAUCUUCCAGAUUUUCAAAAACUGAACGUGAUCUAUUUUUUUUCGAAAAAAAAUAUCUCGCGCUCAGAAAAAACACUCUAUUUCAUUUUUUAUCAAAUUUCCCAAACUGAAGUGAAUAUGGAAAAAAAUCAUACGAUCAGGAAAUUGAGUGGAAAUUCGAACACGAUUCAAAAAUUGAUAGCGGUUCCCGAUCAGAAUUUGUCAAUCGCAUAUUAUAGCGCACGCAGUGUUGUGCUCUUCAUUUGUCUGAAAAAAUUCGCCGAAUAUUUUUCGGUGCUCUUUUUCACAUGGUUGAUUGUACCACUGAUUUUGGUAUGGUUGUAUCCGCAUAUGGUUUUGGAAUUGGAAAAUAAUGUUGUUGGUAUGUUUUUGGGAGGGUUUAGAAGGCUUCAGGGGGCUUCAGAAGGCUUCAGGAGGCUUCAGUAGGCUUCAGGAGGCUUCAGGAGGCUUCAGAACUACGUGGAUUUUUUUUUUAAAUAUGGAAGUUUAUGCAAAAAAAACGCCACGUGGCAACAGAUUAAAAUUCCAAGUCGCGAAAUUUCUGAUCUGCAAAGUACGCAACCAAUCCCUAAUUUUGUAUAAUAUUAGAUACUCAGCUAACUCUUCAAGAUACGCAGCCAAUUUAGAAGGCUUCAGGAGGCUUCAGAAGGCUUUAGAAGGCUUCUGGAGGCUUCAGGAGCCUUCAGAAGGCUUCAGAAGGCUUCUGGAAGAUUCAGAAAGCUUCAGAAGGCUUCAGAAGGCUUCAGAAGACUUUAGAAGGCUUCUGAAGGCUUCAGAAGACUUCAGAAGGCUUCAGGAUUAAUUUUUUUCAAUUUUCAAAAGCCAAAAAUUGUGCCACGUUUUUUAUUUUUUUUUUUUUGGAAAAAUUUUUCCACGUGGAAGUUUCUGCUGUUUUUCUACCGAAAAUUUGAUUUGACUGCGUAACUGAAACAUUAAAUACUCAAUGUACGCAGCCAAAAUUUGCAGUUCCAAAGUUUUGAUCUAUCCGAUGCAAAAUAACAUUAGAUACUCAGCCACGUACGCAGCCAAUAUAUGGUCAUUGAAAAGUUUUUGAUCUACCAAAGUUCUAUCUACGUUCAGCAUUAGAUACUCAGCUAACUCUUCAAGAUACGCAGCCAAUUUUUUCUUGAAAAUUCCAACAAUUUUCUUUCUUUAGAAGGCUUCAGAAGGCUUCAAGAGGCUUCUGGAGACUUUACAAGGCUUCGGAGGGCUUCGGAAGGCUUUAGAGGGCUUCAGGAGGCUUCAGAAGGCUUUAGAAGGCUUCUGGAAGAUUCAGAAAGCUUCAGAAGGCUUCAGAAGGCUUCUGGAAGAUUCAGAAAGCUUCAGAAGGCUUCAGAAGGCUUCUGGAAGCUUCAGGAGGCUUUAGAGGCUUUAAAAGGCUCCAGCAGGCUUCAGGAUUAAUUUUUUUCAAUUUUCAAAACCCAAAAAUUGUGCCACGUGGAAGUUUCUGCUGUUUUUCUACCAAAAAUUUGAUUUAACUGCGUAACUGAAACAUUAAAUACUCAAUGUACGCAGCCAAAAUUUGCAGUUCCAAAGUUUUGAUCUAUCCGAUGCAAAAUAACAUUAGAUACUCAGCCACGUACGCAGCCAAUAUAUGGUCAUUGAAAAGUUUUUGAUCUACCAAAGUUCUAUCUACGUUUAGCAUUAGAUACGCAGCCAAUUUCAUUUGAUACUCAGCCAUUUUUUUUGUUUGCAGAAUGGAAACCAUUAUCAUCAUCACCAGUAGACGGUUUCAAAAAAACAACAAUCAAAAUGGCCGGAGUGAGUGCGCAAAUUUGGUACAACCAAACAUUUUUGGACGAAAAAGUGUUCUGGUUCAUUUAUGUAUCUUUGAAUGGAUAUGUGCCGACUUACUCAUUUUUUCCCGACCAACGUAAUAAAACCGUUUUUUGUGACGCAACCGAACAUCGAAAUCGACGCUUCACAUAUCAGGAAUUGAUAUCUAUCGUAAAAAUUUGCUAUUUUUGGGUGAGAUCUAGAAUUAAGAAGGAAGAUUUUGUAUCUUUGAUGGCUGAAAAUCAUUUGGCAAAGUGAGUUUGAAGUUUUGGAAAUCCCUAUAUCUACAAUUUCAGUGUUGCCCUCGAAGCUGCUAUUGGUUUAGAUCCAGAUCUUCGUCUGAAGAAGUGAGUCUAGAAGUUUUUGCAGAAAAUUCCGAUCUAUAAUUUCAGCAUGGAUUCUCUUGUGGCUCCUAAAUUAUAUCCAAAUCGUUUUGUUGCUGAUAUGUAUUUCAACAACCCGAUUGCUGAUUUCACGCAACUCUACCACAAUAAUCGAAUUCUUCAAUGGACUUUUCCGAUUCGUUUUAUUCGCCACGGUGUUAUUGAAUAUGUUUUUCGAAGAAGCGGAUUGACUUUUUCGAAUUUUGAGGAACGUUUGGAGAAAUAUGGAAGAGAAAGAGCAGUUCAUGUAACUUCAACGAUUUGA